GUGAACUAUACACUUCGGAUUCGACUUUCAGUAUUAUGGCAAAAUAAGGCAUACGAGAUGAUAAUUGUAUAAGAUUACACUAAAAUUCGUAUCACAGACCUAUAAAUAUUUCUAGAUGUUUGCAAACCAUACUUUUAUCUCCGGUUUCCUUCCCAAUGAUCUGCCGGUAACUGUAUGUGUAUGUAAAAGUACACACUGAUAAGGAAUUUGCAUUGUAUGUACCAAUUUAACCGAAACAGAUGAUUCAGUUCUGUGGGGUUCGAAUAAAGAAACUUUGUCACUUCAUUCAAAUAAGUUUAAUGUUUGGUUGUGGGCCACAAACACUAAGCAUAUUAUGCUCCUUGGCAUUAUGAAGGUCACGCAAUAAAAGUGCUAAUGAAAAUGUGUAACAAAUGAAAACCCAAAGAUAGAACUGCUGCUGGUGAGUUAUGUCAGUCGUUCUUUCAGAUAGGUUCAGCAGAUUAGUACGGACUUAACAGUUCAGCUGCCAGGUGAGUGGCGCAUUUGCUCUGUGAAAGUAUAGUCAAGUUGAGCAAAUCUGCAGAAUUUAAACAGUCUAGGUGUUCAUUCAUCGUCGCAGUCUGAAAAGUGUCGUAUAACUAUGCUGCCAAAAACCUUAAACCGUUCAGUAUAUACAGUGUAUUCACCUGCAGGUCAUGGAGUAUUUAAUUCUGCUUUCAGAUAUUUUUCGCAAAAUGUUAAACGAAAAUACGAUGUUGUAGUUGUUGGAGGUGGAAUUGUUGGAACAGCUUCAGCAAGAGAGAUUUUGUUAAGGCAUCCAAAAUUAAAAGUGGCCGUAGUAGAAAAGGAACCCAAAUUGGCAUUUCACCAAAGCGGUCAUAAUAGUGGAGUGAUUCAUGCUGGAAUAUACUACAAGCCAGGCUCUUUAAAAGCGAAACUCUGUGUGCAAGGUCUGAAUCUGAGCUAUAAAUAUUUCGACGAAAAGAAUAUUCCGUACAAGAAAGUGGGUAAAUUGAUCGUCGCUACGAAUGACAUUGAGGUUACGCGACUGAAUGACUUGUAUGAGCGAUCACUUGCGAACAAUGUUCCAGAUGUAAAACUCGUUGAUGCGGAAGGUAUAAAGGAGAUAGAACCCUAUUGCGAAGGAAUCAAAGCUAUAUGGUCCCCUCAUACAGGAAUCGUUGAUUGGGCAUUAGUGACGCAGUACUAUGCUAAAGACUUCAAAAAUGCUGGGGGUGACGUUUAUCUCAAUUUUGAAGUAUCGAAAUUUGAAGAAACUGAGGAUGCUGAUUAUCCGACAUUACUGAGAAGCAAAACUAACGAUACGGUUCAGUCUCGGUACAUUUUGACUUGUGGUGGUUUACAAUCAGAUAAAAUAGCUGAACUGACAGGAUGUUCCCCGUUACCGAAGGUGGUACCAUUCCGUGGAGAAUACUUAUUGUUGAAUCCUGAUAAAUGCCAUAUGGUUAAAGGAAAUAUUUAUCCGGUGCCUGAUCCUCGAUUUCCUUUUCUUGGCGUUCACUUUACUCCUAGAAUGGAUGGGAAAGUAUGGCUUGGACCAAACGCCGUUUUAGCAUUUAAACGUGAAGGGUAUAGUUGGUCUGAUUUCAACUUAUGGGAGUGUUUGGAUGCAUUGAGGUUUCCCGGUUUUAUCAAGAUGGGAUGGAAGUUUAUGGGAGCUGGCUUUCAAGAAAUUGCAAAAUCUGCAUUUAUCCCACUUCAAGUGAAAGAAUUACAGAAAUUCAUCCCAGAGAUCCAAGAGUAUGACGUACAGCGAGGACCUGCAGGUGUUCGAGCGCAAGCGCUCGAUAAUGAUGGAAAUUUGGUAGACGAUUUUGUUUUCGACCACGGCAAAGGCGAAAGUGCACUUUCGAGGAAUAUUUUGCAUUGUAGAAAUGCACCGUCGCCUGGAGCAACUAGUUCCUUAGCAAUCGCCAAGAUGAUUGCAGAUAAAAUCGAAAGUGAGUUUAAUAUUUAGUGUAUGUUGUGUAUUAUACAAUAAACUGUU
Messenger RNA from Sabethes cyaneus, 1969 nucleotides. It is a transcript of the gene L2HGDH, whose product is annotated as L-2-hydroxyglutarate dehydrogenase, mitochondrial. NCBI's taxonomy places the organism in Eukaryota, Metazoa, Arthropoda, Insecta, Diptera, Culicidae. The record is from RefSeq and is a predicted model, not a curated record. The coding region runs from base 602 to 1939 and encodes 445 amino acids. The transcript has 3 exons. Gene Ontology annotation, molecular function: (S)-2-hydroxyglutarate dehydrogenase activity; (S)-2-hydroxy-acid oxidase activity.